Messenger RNA from Strongyloides ratti, 981 nucleotides. RefSeq names its product Guanine nucleotide-binding protein subunit beta-2-like 1. The transcript has 2 exons. Gene Ontology annotation, molecular function: ribosome binding; protein kinase C binding; translation regulator activity. Gene Ontology annotation, cellular component: cytosol; nucleus. Gene Ontology annotation, biological process: rescue of stalled cytosolic ribosome; positive regulation of protein phosphorylation. The record is from RefSeq and is a predicted model, not a curated record. NCBI's taxonomy places the organism in Eukaryota, Metazoa, Nematoda, Chromadorea, Rhabditida, Strongyloididae. The coding region runs from base 1 to 981 and encodes 326 amino acids.
AUGUCUGAACAAAUGAAAUUGGAGGGUAACCUUAUUGGCCACAGAGGGCACGUCACCCAAAUAGCCGUAAACCCAACCAAUCCAAAUGUUAUUGUUUCUUCUUCUCGCGACAAAUCUAUCAUUUCAUGGAAUCUUGAAAACUACGAAAAAGACUUUAGCGGAGUUUCUGGAUCAUAUCUUACAGGAAAACCAAAUAAAGCUUACCUUGGACAUGAUCACUUUGUUUCCGAUGUUGUCUUAUCUGUUGAUGGACAAUUUGCUCUUACCGGAUCAUGGGAUAAAACCCUCCGUCUCUGGGAUUUAAAUACUGGAAAAACAUCAAGAACUUUCCAAGCUCACACUAAUGAUGUUCUUUCAGUUGCUUUUUCAGCUGAUAACCGUCAAAUUGUUUCAGCUUCUCGUGACAGAAGUAUCAAGCUCUGGAAUACUCUUGGAGAAUGCAAACACUCUAUUGAUAAUGCUCACAAUGGAUGGGUCUCAACUGUUAGAUUCUCUCCAUCAUCACACAACCCAGUAAUUGUUUCUGCUGGAUGGGACAAUGUUGUCAAAGUCUGGUCUCUUACUGACUGUUCUCUUAGAACUAACCAUCAUGGACACAAAGGAUACAUCAAUGAUGUUACUGUUUCACCAGACGGUUCUCUUUGCGCUUCUGGAGGCAAAGACGGAAAUGCUAUGCUCUGGGACUUCAAUGAAGGAAAACACUUGUACACUCUUGAUGGUAAUGAUGUUAUCAAUGCACUUGCCUUCUCACCAAACAGAUACUGGCUUUGCGCUGCUGUUGGAUCAACUGUUAAGAUUUGGGAUCUUGAACACAAACGCAUUGUUGAUGAACUUAAAAUCGACAUUUCUGCUAAAGGUGCCAAAGCUCGUGCUCCAGAAUGUACUUCUAUCGCUUGGUCUGCUGAUGGACAAACUCUUUUCGCUGGAUACACAGACAAUGUUAUCCGUGUCUGGAGAGUCUAUAAUGCCGCCAAAAACUAA